Scatophagus argus is the source of this 1709-nucleotide messenger RNA. RefSeq names its product somatostatin-like receptor F_48D10.1 (gene sstr5). The record is from RefSeq and is a predicted model, not a curated record. Gene Ontology annotation, molecular function: neuropeptide binding; somatostatin receptor activity. The coding region runs from base 345 to 1709 and encodes 454 amino acids. Gene Ontology annotation, cellular component: membrane; neuron projection. Gene Ontology annotation, biological process: regulation of insulin secretion; neuropeptide signaling pathway; cellular response to glucocorticoid stimulus. The transcript has 6 exons. Lineage: Eukaryota; Metazoa; Chordata; Actinopteri; Scatophagidae.
CAGAGCUGUGUGGGAAGAAAGUUGAGGGAGGAAGGAGACGCGGACGGCUGCUGCCGACACAUUCUGCUCAGCACCACGGACAGCGAACGUUUGGGAACUCGGACACCAGCCAUCCAUCGAUAUUGGAGAAUUAAUGGAAAAAUCAAAAGAUUGACUUGGCAAUGAAGAGUUUGGUUUGGAGGAUUUACUCACUUUAAAUUGAUCACACAGAGACUUUUUCAUCUGCUUAAAGGUAAGCAUGUACACUAACAUGACAGAGGCAAAGACUUUCUUGUAAAUCAGUGAAAACGGGAGGAAACAAAUCUAUAUCUGGACUGGUACCGCCUUUCUCUCUGAAACCCACAAUGGAGCCCCUGGACCAGACCCACUGGGUUUCCCUUUCCUCAGACCUCAACUCCUCCUAUGCAGCCACUCCCUCCCUUUUUUAUCCCCACCUCUUCGAUGUCCCCUCCAACAUGUCCACUCAAAGUGUCCCCUUUCAGGGCAGCAGCACUCUGAUGACAGCAGUCAUAUACCUCACAGUCUUCAUAGUGGGUCUAACUGGCAACACUCUGGCCAUUUAUGUGGUGCUUCGUUAUGCCAAAAUGAAGACAGUCACCAACAUCUACAUUCUGAACUUGGCUGUGGCUGACGAGCUCUACAUCAUUGGGCUCCCCUUCCUCACCACGCAGAAUGUUCUCUCCUAUUGGCCAUUUGGCUCCUUCCUGUGCCGCGUGGUCAUGACAGCAGACUCUAUGAAUCAGUUUACAUCUAUUUUCUGCCUGACCGUGAUGUCCAUUGAUCGUUACCUGGCUGUGGUUCACCCAAUCCGCAGCACCAAGUGGAGACACCCCCGCGUGGCCAAGGUAGUGAGCGCAGCUGUGUGGGCUGUGUCCUUUGUGGUGGUCCUACCCGUGGUCAUCUUCUCUGAUGUUCAGGACACAUUUAACUCGUGCAACAUGAUCUGGCCAGAGCCAAAGAACGUGUGGUCGACAGCCUUCAUUCUCUACACUGCCACAGUGGGCUUCUUUGGGCCACUGCUCAUCAUUUGCCUCUGCUACUUACUGAUUGUUAUCAAGGUGAAGUCCUCGGGGGCGCGGGCAGGAUUCACCAAGCGUCGGCGUUCAGAGCGCAAGGUGACGCGGAUGGUGGUGGUAAUCGUGGUGGUAUUUGCGCUCUGCUGGCUGCCGUUCUUCAUCAUCAAUAUGAUCAACUUGAUUGUCAUCAUCCCCGAGUCCAGCACCACUGCUGGCAUCUACUUUUUUGCUGUCAUCCUGUCCUACGCCAAUUCCUGUGCCAACCCGGUGCUUUACGGCUUCUUGUCAGACAACUUGAAACAGAGCUUCAGAAAAGUGCUGUGUGUUAAGGGCAUGAGGUGCAAGGCCAGCAGCGUAGACGAUAGCGCUAGCGCUCCACGGACUGAGAAGACCACGGCACACGAGUGUGUUCUGCUGUCACCCCGUGACCAGGUCUACCGUGACCCCCAGAGCAGUCAGAUCUCUCCCAAACCUCCAGGCUCAUCCACCUCCCAUACAGCAGCAGACCUGCACUGCUCCACCCCUACAUGCCUAUCUCCCUCCGACUGCCCAGGAAGUGGACCCACCACUGCCACUGUGUCCUCCACAGCAGCCUCAGUGGUAACUUCCAUGAUAACCCCAGCUGAACUUCCCACCAUCACUGCCCUGACUGCACCAUCCUGCACUGCAUCCACAGCUCCACAGAACCAGUAG